AAAUCAGUUCCACUCAGCUCUGGGGAUUCAUUCGUCUCCUACUUAGCCCAAUCAAACAUUGUCUAUAUUUUUCCCUCUAUUGUUUCGUUUCUCGCUCCCUCUCCUAUUAAUAAGAGAAAAAUGCUCGCGGGCGCAUAUUAACUAACCCUAGACGGAAACAGAUAAAGUGGACCAAAGUUAUUGAGCCACCGGGAAUAUUGCCUGGGGAUCUGAAAACUUUCGUCUUCGAAAAUGGCUGACUUGCCUCCACCGGAGGGCCAGCUAAACGGCGGAAGCUCUGCAGUAGAAAGAGUAGGACCUCCAAUUGCAGUUACGUCAUUUGAAACCGUCGGCUCCAAGCGCCAGCGAAGGCCCAGUGUCCGUCUAGGCGAAAUCGGCGGCGAACAGCUCUACGAUGCUCAUUCGCGGAGGACCGCCAAUAAUAAGCAAUGGAAGCAUCAUCAGCUCCUGUCUGUUGAUCACAAAAAGGACCCCAGUACUUCUAAUAAAGGCUCAAAGACCCGGGCUUUAACCAAUUUAACUACUAGCGGUGAGUUCGCUGAAACCCUAGAUGAGGACAAAGAGGUCAAUUUGGAUACCGUCGCAAUUGGAAGCUGGAGAGUCAAGGAUUCGAAAAAGCGGGCUUCCACUGCCACCACCAAGCGAGUCAGAUCCAAUUGGGUCUCCAAAAUCGAGGAUGCUGGCGGUGGCGGUGCCAACAACAAUGUCGAAGGAGAUGAGAAGUACAGCGGUGGUGAAGAUGUGGAUGAUGCUUAUCGUGGAUUCGAUAUGGAAAAUUCUGAAAGUCCGUUAAAGGAACAGUCUCCUAUUCACUCCCUCGAGAAUUUGGGAGAUGGGAACGAGAGAAAUGAGAGGGAAAUUUAUUACAAUAGACGGACAAUCAGAGCAAGGGAUAAUCACAAUCAUCAUCACGAUGGGGUUGAAUUAUCGGGUCCAUCGGAUACUGACGCCAGAGAUUACAGGAACAAUGGGAGGUAUGGUGGUGGAGGAGAGGAUGGGGUGAGGAUUUGGCUCAAUAGUAUAGGGUUAGGGCGAUAUGCACCAGUUUUUGAAAUCCAUGAGGUGGAUGAUGAGGUUUUGCCAAUGUUGACACUGGAGGAUUUGAAGGAUAUGGGGAUUAAUGCAGUUGGAUCAAGAAGAAAGAUGUUUUGUGCAAUUCAAAAGCUUGGCAAAGGGUUUUCUUGAUGUCUUCGGCGCAAGUAGUUUUGGUAUUCAAUGGAGGAUUUAUGUCUCAGUCAUGGUAAUUUAAGCUGCAUCAUGUCUGAACUUAAUCUGAGUCAUUUUGUUUCUAUCUAGUAGUAGCAGUAGCAAUAGUUUUUUGGUAUGAGUAGGAUAUUUUGGCAUAGUGUUUCUUAUUGCACUAUAUGAAUGCAUUUUUAAUUCAGUGCAAUUUUCUAAUA
Molecule: messenger RNA, 1400 nt
Organism: Hevea brasiliensis (rubber tree)
Lineage: Eukaryota; Viridiplantae; Streptophyta; Magnoliopsida; Malpighiales; Euphorbiaceae
Exons: 1
Coding region: 232-1185 (317 amino acids)
Molecular function (GO): protein binding
Source: RefSeq, a predicted model, not a curated record